This is a messenger RNA of Dromaius novaehollandiae (emu), 8954 nucleotides long. It is a transcript of the gene ADAMTS2, whose product is annotated as ADAM metallopeptidase with thrombospondin type 1 motif 2. The transcript is spliced from 22 exons. Gene Ontology annotation, biological process: extracellular matrix organization; proteolysis. Bases 372 to 3932 code for a protein of 1186 amino acids. Lineage: Eukaryota; Metazoa; Chordata; Aves; Casuariiformes; Dromaiidae. The record is from RefSeq and is a predicted model, not a curated record. Gene Ontology annotation, molecular function: zinc ion binding; metalloendopeptidase activity.
AGGCGACGCGGGGCUCGGCGCUGCGCGGCGGGGCAGGAGGCAGCGCAGCCGCCGCUCCCCUCGGCCCGGCCGCGCCGUGUGGCAGCGCCUCUGUCAAUCAGCCUGACUUCACUCCUGCACGCCCUGUGUUCCCAGUAUUAUACCCCCGCCGCCUCCUGGUGUCUCUGCUUCGCUGCGAGCCGGGAGCGCGGCCGCCACUGCCGCUGCCGCUGCGCCUGGGCGAAUGCGCGGGCGGCGGGGCGCGGGGCAGCGCUGAGCGGCGCGGAGCGGCGCGGAGCCGGGCUGCCGCCGGGCCGUCCCGGUGCGCUCGGCGCGGCGCUCGGCCGGCUGCGGGCAGCCCGGGCGCCGGCCGCGGCCGCGGGGCCGCCGCGAUGGAGCGCGCCGCGGGGAUCGCCUGCGUCCUGCUGUGCUGGGCGCUCGCCCUGCCCGCCGGCGCCCUGCGGCGCCCCGGGGACGGAGAUCCUGUUUUGAGGAGUAUAGAGGAGUACAGCCUUGUCAUCCCCACCAGCACCGAUGCAGAGGGCAGGUUCCUAUCCCACUUGGUGUCUGGACCGCCAAAAGCACGCUUCAGAAGAGCUGCGGAGGACUUGCAACAUGAAGCGGCAAAUGAGCAAAUAUUUUACAAUGUCACUGUUUUUGGAAGAGAGUUUCACUUCAGGUUGCGGCCAAACUCCAGGCUUGUCGCCCCUGGAGCAACAGUUGAAUGGCAGGAGGACUCCGACGAGACUCACAUUGAACCUCUCUAUGGGAAUUGCCUCUAUGUUGGGGAUAUCACUGAUUUGCCAAAUGCUUCGGUUGCUAUCAGCAAUUGCGAUGGGCUGGCUGGCAUGAUUCGCACGGACAAGGACGAAUUCUUCAUUGAACCUCUGGAGAAGGGGGCCCAGGAGGAGGAGGAGGGAGGAGGCAGGACACACGUGGUCUAUCGCAGAGCAGCUGCCAAGAAGCAGUUUCCUAUGGAGAGCACAGAUAUCCAGUAUAAAGAGGCGAACCUCACUAAUUUGGAUCGUCUCGACGGCGUGUUGAGCCUCAUCGAAGACCGGGUACGUAGCUCCGGGCGACGCUCUCGCCGGCACGCCACCGAUGAUGAUUACAACAUCGAAGUUCUGCUGGGCGUUGACGACUCCGUUGUUCAGUUCCACGGGAAGGAGCACGUUCAGAAGUACCUGCUGACCCUGAUGAAUAUUGUUAACGAAAUUUACCAUGACGAGUCCUUGGGUGCUCACAUCAAUGUCGUCCUGGUGAGGAUAAUCCUGCUGAGCUACGGAAAGUCCAUGAGUCUAAUAGAGAUUGGGAACCCUUCUCAAAGUCUGGAGAAUGUGUGUCGCUGGGCCUACUUGCAACAGAAACCUGACACUGGGCACGCAGAAUACCACGACCAUGCUAUCUUCCUCACAAGGCAGGAUUUUGGUCCAUCUGGCAUGCAAGGCUACGCUCCAGUCACUGGAAUGUGUCAUCCUGUUCGAAGCUGCACGCUCAACCAUGAAGACGGUUUUUCAUCUGCGUUUGUGGUGGCCCAUGAAACUGGACAUGUGUUGGGCAUGGAGCACGACGGCCAAGGGAACAGAUGCGGGGACGAAGUGCGUCUGGGGAGCAUCAUGGCCCCGCUGGUGCAAGCUGCCUUUCACCGCUUCCACUGGUCUCGCUGCAGCCAGCAAGAGCUGAAUCGAUACCUCCAUUCCUAUGAUUGCCUGCGUGAUGAUCCUUUCGAACAUGACUGGCCUUCCCUUCCUCAGCUGCCAGGAAUUCACUACUCCAUGAAUGAGCAGUGCCGUUUUGAUUUUGGUUUGGGCUACAUGAUGUGCACAGCUUUCCGUACGUUCGAUCCCUGCAAGCAGCUGUGGUGCAGUCAUCCCGAGAACCCCUACUUCUGCAAAACGAAGAAAGGGCCUCCGCUGGAUGGGACCAUGUGCGCCCCAGGGAAGCAUUGCUUCAAAGGUCACUGCAUCUGGUUAACACCAGAUAUCUUGAAACAGGACGGACACUGGGGGGCAUGGAGUAAGUUUGGCUCUUGUUCUCGCACGUGUGGCACAGGGGUGAAGUACAGGACGCGGCAGUGCGACAAUCCACACCCAGCCAACGGAGGCCGCACAUGUGUGGGGCCAAGCUAUGAGUUUCAGCUUUGCAACACUCAGGAUUGUCCUAAGGACUUUGAGGAUUUCAGAGAGGAGCAAUGCAGACAGUGGGAUCCCUACUUUGAGUAUCAGAACACAAAGCACCACUGGCUCCCCUAUGAGCACGUUGAUGCUAAAGAAAGGUGUCACUUGUAUUGUGAGUCUGAAGAAACGGGUGAUGUCGUAUACAUGAAAAGGAUGGUACAUGAUGGGACUCGUUGCUCCUACAAAGACCCUUAUAGCAUCUGCGUGCGGGGAGAUUGCUUGAAAGUUGGGUGCGAUAGGGUCAUAGGUUCCACAAAGCAGGAAGAUAAAUGCGGUGUUUGUGGAGGAGAUAAUUCCCACUGCAAAGUGGUGAAAGGAACAUUUUCAAGAGUACCAAAGAAACAAGGGCACGUUAAGAUGUUUGAAAUUCCUGUUGGUGCAAGACACUUACUUAUACAGGAAACAGAUGCCACCAGCCAUAAUCUCGCAAUUAAAAAUCGUGAAACAGGAAAAUUCAUUUUAAGCGAAGACAACUACGUGCCAGACUCUAAAGUAUUUAUUGACAUGGGUGUGGAGUGGGAAUAUCGGAAUGAUGACGAUAGAGAAACCGUGCAGACCAUGGGGCCUUUGCGUAACGGCAUAGUUAUUCUGGUGAUUCCUCACGGCAGUGCCAAGAUAUCUUUGACUUACAAGUACAUGAUCCACGAAGAUUCCUUGAAUGUAGAUAACAAUAACGUUUUGGAAGAGGACUCAGUAUCGUAUGAAUGGGCUCUGAAAAAAUGGUCCCAGUGUUCAAAGCCUUGUGGAGGAGGCUAUCAAUUCACGAAAUACGGCUGCCGGAGGAAGGCAGACCACAAGAUGGUUCAUCGGAGUUACUGCGAGCUGAUCCAAAAGCCGAAGCCCAUUCGCAGAGUGUGCAACCUCCAGGAGUGCUCCCAGCCCAUCUGGGUUACAGGAGAAUGGGAGCCUUGCAGCAAGAGUUGCGGGAAGACGGGCUACCAGGUGCGAUCUGUCCGAUGUAUCCAGCCCCUGCACGAUAACACAAAUCGGUCUGUUCACACCAAGUACUGCAACAACGAUCGUCCGGAAGGCCGGAGGCCUUGCAACCGGGAGCUUUGUCCAGCACAGUGGAGAUUAGGACCCUGGUCACAGUGCUCUGUCAGCUGUGGCAACGGCACGCAGGAUCGCCAGGUUCUGUGCCGGACCAGGGACAACACUGCCGGCUUUUGUAAAGAAGAUAAACCAGACACCGUAAGGAUUUGCAGACUACCUCCGUGUCCCAGAAACGUUUCUGAUCCUUCGAAGAAAACCUACAUGAUACAAUGGCUGUCGAGACCUGAUCCAGACUACCCCAUCCAGAAAAUAUCUUCAAAAGAUCAUUGUCAAGGAGACAAGUCAAUGUUUUGUCGCAUGGAAGUUCUCUCGCGUUACUGUUCGAUUCCUGGUUACAAUAAGCUGUGUUGCAAGUCCUGUAAUAUGUACAACAACAUAACAGAGGAGGACAAUGUAACCGAUUCUAACGUAAAUAAGAAUAAUGUCAUCGAGGAGGAGCUCCUGACAACCCUCAGCACUCCCGUGGCAGUCUCCACUGCGCAGGCUGCCACCAGCCCUCCUCUCCUUCCCAAAACAACUGCACCUCCUUCCAAUGCAACCGAGGAGCACCCGGAAAUUAAUGCGGUCGAUGUCCCCUAUAAGAUCGAUGGGCUGGAUAACGAAGUAUCGCAGCACAACAUCAUCACCCGGAGGAGGAUACCUUAUGAAAGGACAAGGAAUCAACGAAUUCAGGAGCUGAUUGCUGAGAAAAGGAAAAAAGAGACUCUUAGGAAAAUAAACUAAAGCGGAAAUAUGGCACAAACAAAAUUUUUUCUCUUAUAGAGAUGGUACCGACAUCAUAGUAUUGCCCAUGUCAUAGAGACUAAAAAUGGGGAAAAUCAAAGUGGUGCUAUGGCAGAAAUGCCAAAUCCUAAAGUCUACUCUAAAUGGCAAUGACAGAUUGUUUCAAAAGUGCUAAUCUAAACACUUUGAUGGCUAGGUUUACAGGGUACGGUAGAGUAUUAGUGCAAUAUCAGUACAGCAUUUCACUGAAUCCAAACAAACCGUAAUACCUACGCCAGGUUAGCAGGUUUCUCGUUUAUGGGCUCUUUUAAUUCUUCUAUGCCUGUGUAAAACUGCUGGGGAAUAGUACUGGGAGUUACAUUUAGGAUGGAGGAAAACAGUCCCAAGACGAAAUAAAUCCCCUGAACAGUGACAAGCAGGUGGUCAGCUCUCCUGUGAUGCUCCCGUGCAUUGCACAAACCCGGGCACUAACUCAGCCCCGGUUCAGGAAGGUGCUUAAGGACAUGCCAGGCUGUGUGGGGCUGCCUUCGGUGGGGCCGCCUUCGGUAGAGCUGCUCGCACGGCUGUGGCCAGGCAUGUGCUUACGUGGCUUUCUCAACCGGGUCUGCAUAAGGAAAUAUAUAGAAAAUUCUGUAGCCAUAUAUUUAUGUGUAAAUUAAAACUCGACAACCAGUAGUUUGCGUAUUUCCAUAAACAAUUUCAAAGCAUUCUCCUAAACAGUCGAAUACAUGCGAGACACUUAGGGUAGAUCCAGCCAACGUGGACUGACAACAUCCUAGUCUUUCUGUUUACAAGUAUCCUUAUUUUUUGAUAGUCUUUAAGCUCCUGUAAUGCAACAGCCUCAGUGAUCUUAGUUGGUUGGUGCUUUUUUUUGGUCCGUUUUUUUUUUUCUACCCGUGUGCUGUUUAACUUAAAAAUGACUGGAUUCUUGUUGCCUUUUCUUUGGUGCUUUGUGAAGCCAACUCUUUUUUUCUCCCAUAGUACAAGGUUAUUUUGGAGGAAAUAAUUGUUUUGUUUUAUCUUCCUUUCCUUAGGACAGCUGUAUCGGUGCAAAGGUGCGCAGUUGUCCACUGUGCACCUACACAUACACAUAUACACACACACACGCACUCACAGUACCAGGUCUGCUAGAAACGUAAAGACGUGUAACCCGACAACCCUUUGAGUACUCUGUCUCCCCUCAGGGUCACCAUGGUUUUCAUAGGUAAUUUCGCAUUCCUGGUUGGAGAUUGGGAGACAACUUCAGAUUGACUCUUUAGUUUCGGGAUUGAUCUGUGUUCGAGGUUUGGGAGUUUCGGGAAGGUCUUGCCUUCCAAUACUUAGUGCCAGAAUUAUUUCAGUUAUUUCAGUCUGAGUGUAAGAACAUCUCAUUCUCCAGCCUUCUCGUUAGCCUGAGCUGUUCUUCAUUUGAAGCAGAGCCAGUUAUAAGCCUGUAUCAUCACAUGAUUGUUGGAUAGGUGCUAAAUUUCCAGCAAUGUGUGAGCUCUUACAUCGCCCAGCUGCUGGCAAAGACCUGCUGAAGUUUGCAAAGCAAACCACAUGUGGCUUCCCGCUGCCAGCCUGGGGCUUGGCUUUUGCCGCAAACAUCACGGCUCGGUGGGCUACCCCGUCCCCGCUUCCAGACGUGCUGAUUCGGCUGGGAAGGAGAAGGCAGGAGCAUGCAGCAAAAGCAGUCUUUGCAGCACGAAUGUCGAACACGCUGCCUGAGCUGUGUGACCAGAAGGCUUUGAAGGACAGGAGCCUGGUUUAACAGAAAUCACUUACGGAGAUCCUAGCCAAAGUAGCGAAGGAACGUGUUGAGAUGGUGUGACAGCCUCAACUUGCCUUUCUUACAGAGGAGCACGGUGAAGCUUUCAAAAAGAGUGUUUCGGAGCAGCUCAGACAGUACAGUGAUGGGAGUUAUAUUGAAGACCACGAAGAACGGGCACUGUAACAGGACUGAUAAAAAUCAAAAGUGCUAAGAAACGUCUUCUGGGCUGGGAUCACUCGGUCUCCAGCAGACGCGUCACCAGAUGUGAGAGCAGCAGACAGUGCAAGCACCAGGGACGCACAGACACCCCCAGGCCUCCUGAGCUGGCUUGGCAAGAUCUCCUGUCCCUCUUCCACACUAAGCUGCUCUAACAGCUGUUGGAAGGAUGCUGUAAUGUGUUUUGGUUUUAAAAAGUAAAAUUAAAGCCCCACAGCAUAGCAGCAGUGAGCAGCGGGUGGGUUAGGGCAGUUGCAGAGAGACGAGCACAGCAGACUCAGAGGACAACUGGGAGGGACACACAGCAUUUUCCCGCAGGUGAAGGGUGCUCAUGUUUAGUUGCCUGUAUAGGAGCCUUUGCUUGCCCCCAGCCCCGCUCCAUAGGUGCCUGCCGCUACCGAACUGCGAUGCACAGACGAGCCCAGCACUGAUCCGCAGUGAGCAGCAGCCUCAUGCAGAGGGAUUUGCAGCUGCCUGCAGACAGGACAGUGCAGGGUCAGGUCACAUCCGUGUAAAACAGAGCAAUGUAGUAAUGAGCACCGAAGGGUGCUAUUUGUGUGCUAUUUAUAGGUAAGAAAGAAGUGUCUAAAUCAACACCAUUCCAGCUGCUGCACAUAAAAAUCUGGCCAUGAGUCACGCAAGCUGUAUUGGGGCUCAUUGCGUGUAGGUAUAUUGAGUAUUUCUUGCUUUCCACAUUUUCCUUGCACAGAUGUGAUUAAUGUAAAAACUCAUCUCUUCCUCUUCGGGUUAUUAUCCUGCUUGUAGGUCUAAGGACAGUAAAAAUAAACCACAACCCCAAGACUUUAUGUACCUAGAAGCACAUCUAAGCAUGUGAUAAACUUAAGAGGAAAAAAUGACCAAACCAAGGACAGAGAAAGGCUGUGGCUCAGAAUUAUGCUGGUGGCCACUAACGCCUUUAGCUCUCCUACCUUCUUAUUUGUGAUAUAUUCUGCGACUCCUCGCGUCCCUUCGCUGGCUCUCCGAGGGCUCUUCUUUGCUGUAGGAUCCUUGAUAAAUCUUUAUUCUCUCACUCUGAUACAGUCUUGGCUCAGGAGUUGGUAGAAGUCUGCCACCUGAAUGGUGCUCUGUUUUACUCUCUGGUACUUGAUGAAAAGCCGCUUCUCCUACCUUCAGAAGCCUGUGAUACCUCAUCUAAUAGCUUCUGUUCUUCCUUGGUAUCUGGAAUAGGCUUAGCCAAGGAGGGCACGCGAAGAAACGCUACGUGAUAAAUGCCCAUGGUUCAAACACUGCCUUACAAAUAGGCUGUUCUCUCCAAAGGACUUCUAAGUUAGCAAGCAGAAAAGGAAAUUUAGUUGGUGCAACUUCAAGUGACCUUUCUGCAAGCACCGUGGUGAAAGGCUUGCUCUGCUGUAGCCACCCAGUCUUUAAAAGGGGUUCGGCAGUUCUGUUCUGGGUAUUUCAAGCAGUGUCAGGCAGUGGGCAGGACUGCCGUGGGCAUGUCAGAGCUCCCAGCACGAGGGGUGACCCACAGGGGUUAGCUCUCGCGCAGCGUGGACAGCACUGGCUGAACUUGCAAAGCUGGUUCUGCCUUCAGAGACCUGUUUGUAACUGGGACACUUUGCUCUUUCUCCAGAGUGAGAGUUCUCAGCCAAACGAAACAAAAGUAUUUUGCCAAUCGAGAUGGAAACGUGCUGCAUGCGACCCUGGAGGAGGCUCACAGAAAGCUGGUCUGGGGCUGGGCUCCAUACGGUGGUCAUCAGCGGCCUGAAUCAAGGCCAGGUGGCAUCCACACUUAGGACUUGCUCCUUUUUCAGUCUCACCUUUUGGAGGAGUUCAUUUCACUUACUUCUGACUAUUUUUAAUUCUAAUGAGUAUUUUUCUAACUGUUAUUUGGGGAACACUGGAAUUACAUGCGAAAGAGACCCUUCACCUUAGAUUGCUGAAGACAGUGAGAAGCUGGUGGGCACAGAGUGGCCCACUGCCUUGCGGCGCACAGCCACCAGCUACCUUCUCCGUACAGUCCGCCUGUACAAGAAAAAAAAAAGUCUCUCCUCAUAGCAGGAAAGCUUUUUCAAGGUGGCUUUAGUAUCUCAGAAGAUAUUUUUGAGAAGUUCCUCAAGAUAGCGGGUUCCUAAAGUCAUGCACAAUGCCACCCUGCUGAAAACCCAGAGCAGAGCUCUGCCAAUUCAGAAAAAGCAACACAAAGCAGUGGAAGGGGUGGUCCGCUCUCAGCUGAGCUUUGGUCCUUUUCCUGCUGUGGAAUUUUUUUGGUCACUUGUUGGUCGGUUGAACUUUAGACAACUGUUUCGUCUUUUCUUCAGUGCUGUAAUUGGGCAAAAGCAUCAUCAUAGUUUGCCUUCUUCCGUUUUGCUGUUGCCCAGGUACUGCAUUUAGAGACAUAAUGAGCAGAGAGUGGUAUUUUAAUUUAACUUAAUCCUCAGAAGCUAAAGAAAGCAGGUUUAUAAGCAAAUCAAUUUAUAUUCCUGCAGAGACUGCUUGAUCUGAGAGCUACAGUAAUGUAGUCCCAUUAAGCAAUGCAUUUUCUGAUAUAUUUCUGAUACAUGAAAGUACACGACGUUCUAAAUAAUCAUUUUUCUAUUUGUCUAAACUUAAAAUCCAGGUGUCAGCCCUCACCAAAAAAAUAAAUAAAUAAUCCCAAACCAGUUCUAUUUCCUUUGGCUCCAAUCUACUUCCAUUUUUUUUCAGCCACAUUCCUUUAGAAAUGUCUGUAAUCUCUUAUGAAUGCAUCACUUUUUCUAUUAACAUAUCCAUUCAAUAUUUAGAGUCUCACAAUGUCUACAUAGAUGCUUUCAGAUUAUUUUGAGAAUUCUAUAAAUGGUGCUUUACCAGUACUCAAAGGGUUUUAUGUUUUAUUUUAUUAUGUAAUGCAUUUAAUGUCUUAUUUACUCACCUACAAUGCACAGUAUUAGCUAUGUUCAUCUGAAUAAUUAUAUGCAACUUCCAUUCACUUACAUAUGCCUUAACAGAAAUUGCAAUAAAUAGCCAUUUCGUGUAUAUUAAAAAUGUAUAUACAAAUUAGAAUCUUUAAUUUUAUAAUUUAUUAAAUUUAAAUGUGUCUGUUCUUUUGCAAAGUG